AUGGCCGCAACCCUCCGUUUCAGUGUCUUCGUAGCUCUGGUAGUGAUUCUCAGCAUAAUCGCCGCCACCUACAAUUCCGACGACAUCCUUUUCCCUCCUUCCUCCAAAUUCACGAAUUUCCCCUCAUCCAAUCAGACGGCGCUAGCCGGAAUUGGGCGUUGUGGCGUGGAUGAGGCGAUCGACUGCGGCGAUCCCGAGGUUUUCCAAUUGCUGAUGAGUGCAGCAUUUGAGAGGUUGAAUGAUGUGGAUUUCUACCGGUUUGGGAAGCCAGUGGAAGGGGAUAAUUGCAGUUGUUGCCAUAUGGCGUGGCGGUUUAGGCGCAGGGAGGGCGGAUUUGAUGAGGAUAGUCGGAAUUUUAGGGUUUUGAGGUUUGGUGACGGAAAAUUGGGCGUGGUUGGGAUUGGGGAUUUUCAUUCUGGUGGCAAUGUGAAGAAGGGGAUGGUGGGGAGGGUUGAAAUUGGAGAGAUUGUGAAUGGUGAUCGGCUGAUCGAGGAGCCGUUUAGUCGAGGAAAGUAUUUGAUGUAUGCAGGGGGUGGUGAUAGGUGCCAUGACAUGGGAUACUAUUCGUGGAAGUUCGUGUGUGCGUUAGGUGAGGCGGAGUUCUUGAACCGGACUCUGGUUGUGGAUAUGAACGUGUGUUUGUCGAAGAUCUACACUUCGUCUGGCACGGACGAGGAUAAGGAUUUCAGGUUCUACUUUGAUUUCGAGAGGCUGAAGGUUUUGUCUUCGGUGGUUGAUCAGGUUGAGUUCUGGCUAGACUGGAAUGAGUGGAGCGAGAGAGAUGGAUUGAAGGUUCGUGUCGUGGAGGGUUCUAAGGCUACACCGGGGAAGCUGGCUGAAUGGAAUGAGAGUCUGAUCGUGAGGAGGUUCAGAGAGACUGAUGAUUUCUGGUGGCGAGUGUGUGAAGGGGAGUCGGGUGGUGUGAUCCAACAGCCGUGGUAUAAGCUUAUGUCGUCUAGGCAGCUGUGGAGCGUGGCUUCUGCUAUUACAUCGAGAAUGGCUUGGGAUUAUGAUGGUGUUCGUGUUGAGAGAAGGGGGAAGGCGAAGACGAAGGAGGUGUGGCCUAAUCUUGAUAAUGAUACAUCUCCAGAAGCUGUGAUGGCAGCUUUGAGAGGGAAGGGUGUGGAAGAUGGGAGGAGGGUUUAUGUUGCUUUAGACGAGGGGAAUGCAUCGUUCUUCGAUGUGUUGAAGGAGAGGUAUGAGGUUCAGACUCUUGAUGAUCAUAGAGAUCUGUGGGAUGAUGACAGUGAUUGGUACUAUGAUAUGAGAAAGAUGAACAAUGGCAGCGCCCUCGAGUUUGAUGGUUACAUGAGGGAAUGCGUUGACGAUGGCGUGUUCAAGAUGGGGAAGACGCGGAUUGAGACGUUCAAUGAUCUGACUAAAGACUGCAGGUAUGGUGUGAAUAGAUGCUAG
This is a messenger RNA of Salvia splendens (bonfire salvia), 1413 nucleotides long. RefSeq lists its product as uncharacterized. The record is from RefSeq and is a predicted model, not a curated record. Bases 1 to 1413 code for a protein of 470 amino acids. The transcript has a single exon. Lineage: Eukaryota; Viridiplantae; Streptophyta; Magnoliopsida; Lamiales; Lamiaceae. Gene Ontology annotation, cellular component: Golgi apparatus.